Messenger RNA from Brassicogethes aeneus, 2838 nucleotides. The record is from the annotation of a GenBank genome assembly. Lineage: Eukaryota; Metazoa; Arthropoda; Insecta; Coleoptera; Nitidulidae.
GUUUUUGUUUGAUUUACGAUAUAUUUGUAAUACUUUUUAUCUAAGUAAAAUGUUUAAUUUAAAAACAUUUUAUUGUACAUUGAUAUAUAUUCGAUAACUAUGCUAUUUUAUAUCCAAUGAUUUUUUUUAAAUUUGCCGCCAAUUUAAAAUGACAUUGGCAAAAAUCUGACGUUUAAACGUCAGAAUAAUAACCUAUAAAAUGGAUAUUAGUCUAUUUUCCGAUGAUAACUUUGAUACAAAAGCAUGGAUAAAUGAAAUUCUUAAAAAUGGAGAAAAUGAAAAAGAUGGUAAAUCUACCAUGUCCAUGGUAAUGAAACUACAAUUAUAUGUUCAACAAGUUCAUAAUGCUUUGGAAAACACAACACAAGAGAUUCAAGGAUCUCUUCCGACAAUAUUAAGGGAUUCCAAAAAUCUUCAGGAAGAAGCUUUAAUAUUAAAAGAAAAAAUGGUUUUGGUAAAAGAUGAGGUAUUAAAAAUAGAAGAAGAAACAGGAAAUUCAAUAAAUACAAUAAAAAAACUGGAUACUUUUAAAAAUCAACUGUUCUUAGCUAAGCAAGGAUUACAUGAAAGUGAUAAUUGGACUAUACUUGUUAAUGAUCUAGAAGAGGUUUUUGAUUCAAAGAAUAUAGAAAAUAUAUCAAAGAGGAUUUUGGGAAUGCAAAAUUCUUUAAAAUUGCUUGUAAAUGUGUCUGAUUAUGAUGAAAGAAAAUUGCAAUUGGAAGGUUUGAAAAAUAGAUUGGAAGCAAUUGCAAGUCCAUCUAUUGUACAAGCUUUUUCAUCGAAUAACUCAGAGCAAUCAAUAUUUUUCGUAAAAAUAUUCACAUCCAUCAACCGUUCGGCGCAAUUAAAAAAAUACUACCAAAAAUGUCAAAAAGAUAUUCUACUAAAAAAAUGGCGAGACCAAUUGGAAAUCGAACACGAAGACUCGGUAGUUCAAUUGGUCCAUAACUAUUUCAACGUCCUACUAUCGAAUUGGCACAAUCAGUGCAAGUGGUUUCAUCAAGUGUUUGGAAACGACGCUUCCCUUGAAUUGUUUGUUGAUACCUAUAUCGACGUGCUGUCUUCACUGGAACCAUCGAUAAACGUCUGCGCAGACGCAGCAUUAAAGCAGGUUGGAGACAAACUGAGUCUAUUGCACGAGCUUAAGGAAACCACUAAACAGUUUGCCAAUAGUCUUAUAAAACUGCUUGAACCUGUUAAAUUAGACAAUAACAAACUAAGCCUUAUGAUGAAGGCCGUUUACAAGCCUAUGGUUCCAUAUGUUGGAAAAUUUGCCGCCUACGAGCAGGCUAACCUGAUGAAAAAACUGUCAACGUUAAAUUGCAUGAAAGAAGAACUUCCUGACACCAUUCAAGCUCUUGGUCUAAGUACUCCAUCCAUUAUAGAAAUUUGCAGGACAGCAAAAAAACAUUGCUACGAAAUCACUGAAAAUUGCGGCUAUUGCGGACUCUUGAUCGCUUUGCGAGCGUUUUUACUUGGCUACGCAGAUUUUUACAGAGUUGCUCUCAGGCAACUAGACCGAAAUAAGAAGAACGAAGAAGACUGGGUCACUUUUCAGAUGUGUUUUACUCUACUGCAAAGCGCUGGCGAGGUUCUAAUAAAUUUCCAACAGCUCGAAAAAGAUUUAACCGCGACGGUAUUAGACAUAAACCAAAAACACAACGCAAUAGAGUUUAAGUAUUUACUUCUCAAUGCUUCCGACUUGAAAGAAUUUGAAUCGUUGGUGAAAUGCGUUACAGAAGGCACGAAGUUGUCGCUUUUGGACCAAGCAAUCAACGAGUUCAAUCGGCUGUGCUCCGAUAUUCAUCACACCACUUACCAGGUCGUUUUUGCACCGAUAUCCGUGCAAUUAGAGGUGGUUCAGUCGCCCAAAACUUGGUCGCAGUUUGCUAAUUCAGCUCUCCAUAACUCUGAUUUACCUGACUACAGUUUUACGCCACAAGAAUAUAUUACACAGAUUGGUCAAUAUAUAAUGACGUUACCCCAACAUUUGGAGCCAUUUUUGUUUAGAGAAAAUCCAGCGCUCUCGUGCGCGUUAAAAUCCGUAGAUCAAGAUUAUAGCAAUGCUGCCGAUAUCGAAGGAGCUUUGGCCGACGUAUUUUUAAAGCUUGUUGCAAAAGGCACUUGCCAAAACUUUUCCGACAAGAUCCUUUCUAUCUGCGAGCUAAGCCAACCGUCCAGCAGACAACUGGCACAUGAUAUUUGUUACUUAAAUAAUGUUUUGAAGGACUUGGGUUUUUCAGUAUCAGAAAACCUUCAACAAUUGGCUGUAUUAUUAAAAAUACCUUCCGACCAAUACCAGGCGCAAAGUGUGGGAUGUUCAGCAAGAUAUGUGGCUGCUGUACGACAAAUGAGAAACAUAACUUCAAAUUAAUGUGAUACUUAUUUUAUUCAUUAAAAAACAAUAAAAACCUUAAUUUAAUUCUGGCGUCCAAAAUUUAAAUGUCCUAUCAUACGAUGCGGUCGCAACAAAUUGAUUGUCAGGCGAAAUGUCAACAGACAUAAUUUUACCGUCGUGCCCCGAUAACGUUUUUAAGGGUUGCCAAGUCCUGGUGGUCCACAGCUUUACAGUGUUGUCAUAGGAGGAGGUGACCAAAAAGUUGCCGCUUUCUUUCUGGAACUUCACUUCGGAUAUGAGAUUUGUAUGAGCGGGAAUCGUGUAAAGCACCGAUCUUUUCCGCAGAUCCCAUAUUUUGCAUGUGUUAUCUUCGCUUCCGGUCGCAAUGUGGUAGCCGUUUGGUGAGAAAUCAAUACCGAAAAUCGCUUUAAGAUGACCCUCCAUGAACAUGAUGCAUCUUCCUGUCCUUAAAUCCCAAACACGCCCAAACGAAUCCAAAC